AUGAGUGAUUUAGCGAUUCCACCUUUGAACAAGAAAGAAUGUCUGGAUUUCCUGUCCGGGUUCAUCCAGAUCCACUCGCAGUCUCGCACUGCAGGUGAGAUAGAAGCCAUAGAGUACAUGACCAAGGCCAUGACAGAAAUCGGCCUGGAAAGUGAGUCCAUUGGGUUCAAGGACAAGCAAGAUGGAAUGGCGAGAUGUAAUUCUGUUGGUAUUUGGAAGGGUACAGGCAAAGAUACGGGAGCCAAGAAGUUGCUGUUCAAUGGCCAUGUGGAUACCAACCCAGUGACAGAAGGAUGGACGGUUGAUCCGUACGAGGGCAAAGUGGAUGACGAUUUCAUCUACGGAAUCGGUGUGUCGAACAUGAAGUCGGGAUGCUGUGCCUACUAUAUGGCGGUGAAGACCCUGAAAGAAGCGGGAUACCAGAUAUCUGAUGAUGUGACACUCACCUACGUGGUUGGCGAACUUCAAGGUGGAGCAGGAACUGUUGCACUUCUCGAGCAAAAAGUUAUCACCAAAGAGACGGCUGACUAUUUCAUCAACUGCGAGCCCACAGAUGUUUUUGCUUUGGUAAUGCAUGCUGGCUCUGCCAUUUUUAAUGUGAAUGUCAUAGGUGAUACCAGACACAUGUCCAAGCGUGAAGAGGCUACUGACGCAAUCAUGGCUUCGAUGGAUGCUAUCAACAGGUUCACAGACCUGAAGUUUUCAGACGCUAAAUCCGAGGUCCAUCGGAGUGUUAACAGAUGUCAUGUAGGAACCAUCAGAGGCGGCCUGGGAAGAAAUUACGAGACUUGGAGACCUCCUCAGGUUGCUGAUUUCGUUACCUUCACUGGAGCUGCUAGAUAUGCCCCAGGGCAAAACGAAGAUAUCGUUCUUCAAGACCUGGAAAAAGAGCUCAUCAAGACAAAAGAGGUUUAUCCAAAAAUGAAAUACGAGCUCUGUUUGGAAAAGCACGAUUUCAUGCCUCCCUUUGAAGUUUCUCCAGAUGCAGACAUUGUCAAGUACCUAAACAUGGGCUACAGAGAGAUUAGAGGAGUAGACCAGCCUACAGGUGCUCUGAAACCUCCCUGCUUUUACGGAAGUGAUGCCGGACAUCUUUAUGAGAAGCUAGGGAUGGAAGGCAUUGUUUGUGGCCCUGGUGGAAAGUUCAAUACCAUGCCUGAUGAAAGGGUCGACAUUCCCGACUACCUUGAUUGUAUCCGGAUUUUCAUGAGGGUCAUCCUCACGGUGUGUGGGGGCUACAAGCCUUGA
Kuraishia capsulata CBS 1993 is the source of this 1248-nucleotide messenger RNA. RefSeq lists its product as uncharacterized. The record is from RefSeq and is a predicted model, not a curated record. The coding region runs from base 1 to 1248 and encodes 415 amino acids. NCBI's taxonomy places the organism in Eukaryota, Fungi, Ascomycota, Pichiomycetes, Pichiales, Pichiaceae. Gene Ontology annotation, molecular function: hydrolase activity. The transcript has a single exon.